Papaver somniferum (opium poppy) is the source of this 810-nucleotide messenger RNA. Its product is annotated as receptor-like kinase TMK4. Bases 1 to 810 code for a protein of 269 amino acids. Lineage: Eukaryota; Viridiplantae; Streptophyta; Magnoliopsida; Ranunculales; Papaveraceae. Gene Ontology annotation, molecular function: ATP binding; protein kinase activity. Gene Ontology annotation, biological process: protein phosphorylation. The transcript is spliced from 2 exons. The record is from RefSeq and is a predicted model, not a curated record.
AUGGCGUUCCAGGCUGAGCUCUCCAUUUUGAAGAUGACACACAGACACCUCGUAUCUGUGAUUGGGUUCUGUAACCAAGGCGUUGAGCAUCUGAUUGUUUACGAAUUCAUGGAGAGCGGAACACUACACCAAAAGCUCUUUGAGUGGAUUGACACUGGUGGCAACCCCAUGAGCUGGGAUGAGAGGAUUGUAGUGGCGCUAGAUGUGGCUAAGGGCUUGCACUACCUCCACAGUCUGUCCAGGGAGGCCUUUGUACACAGGGAUGUAAAAUGUAAAAAUAUCCUACUCGACAGGGAUAUGAGGGCCAAAAUCUCGGAUUAUGGCCUGGUGAAGGCAAUGACAGAUGAUGAGAAGUCGGUGGUGACCAAGUUAGCUGGAACUCGUGGAUACCUUGCGCCUGAGUACGCAAUGACUGGUCAUUUGUCGAUCAAAGCUGAUGUGUACACUUUUGGCAUAGUUCUCUUAGAACUUAUUACAGGUCAGACGACAGUGGACAAUGGUCAGGCAGGGAAGAAUUUGGCGAUGCGCUUUCGUCCCGUCUACAAGAGGGGCAUGGAGAAUGUGAGAGCUUUGGUCGACCGGUCACUCGACCCGGAUGCGCAGGGCCUUAAUGGAGGCUCUGAGAGAUGGCCCCAGCGUGCAGAGGAAGAGGAGGAGGAAGAAGAAGAAGCUGCUUUUGACAGGGAACGUUUUCUUCGGGAUUUGGGUAAUGAUGGAGAAGGCACCACGGCUUAUUACAGCGUCUGGGACUUGGAGCAGGGUCAGUCAGAAGAAACAGAGAUCAAUCAGCAAUUUACGUGGAGAGCUUAG